AAAAAAAUAUUGGCGAUGAUAUGCCAUAAUUUCUGAUAUAUUUUAUAUAUACUUGAAAUAUGAGCAAAAAAGAUAAUUUCUUCAUAUUGCUGUUUAAUGUAUGAUAUAAUACUUAUUAUAACUCAACCAUAUCAGGGUGUAUCAUGAAUGAAUUUAAUCCUCAAACAUUUCCUUUAUCAAAUAGUUCAGUAAUAAUGCAAGCAAAUCAGUUUGCUUUUAGUGUAGCUAACAGAUUAAGAGCUUUUUGAAUAAUUUCGUAAAAUUUAAUGCACCGCAAAUUUCGACUAAAAAUCGCGAAAUUUAGUCUCGCAAAAUAUGUCUAUGAUCUUAAAUUUUUGCAGAACUAUAUAGUCCCUGAAAUAUAUGAGAAUAUGGGAUCACUUUGUUUUUACUAAACUACAAUAUCAUUAUACAGUAGCAACACCGCAUAAUGUUGAGAAUAAAUCAUAAUUAUAGACUUAGAACUUUUUUAUUGUCAACUAUAUACACCUACUUGCGAAAACGUUGUCAUAAAAAUAUAGGACAUUUGUAUUUAGUAAAAAAAGGAAAGAAUUAAAAAGACAAAGGAAGAUCACUGAGGCUGAACGCUCUCUUUUGUCUUGUUUUAAUUUAUUCCUUUUUACUAAAUUCAAAUGUUCUAUUUUCUAUGACAACGUUUCUGCAAGUAGGUGUAUAUAUAUUUAUUUUGUAAGCAACACCAUCUGCGUACGUUCGCCUUGUAAUGACUACUAAACAUGAUUUGUGUAUAAGCGAAAACACCUCCAAUACAAUUGUCUAUUAACAAUACUCUAAUCCUUGGGUAUCUCUAAUUGGUYACUCAAUUCAAACAAAGUCAUCAAACAAUUCCAACCAACUGGGAAUACUCCCUCGCACAAGCUUUUAAAAUGCAAAUCAAGGCAGCCAGCUGGCCAACAUCCAGUAUAGACAAAAAAAAAACAUAGAAACACCACAACAAAGAGAGAACAGCCUUAAGAAGCAAAAAUGUCUUUCAAAUCGAUCGUCAACAUUGUAGUGAUUUUAUUUGUGUCAAUAAACCUAUCAGGAGGCAUAUCGAGCGACUCUUACGAGCACAAACUAAGAGCCUUAAUACUCGACAAACACGACAGAGUCGUUCGUCCAGAAGUCAAGGGUAUAUCUAGAACAGCUGUCAAAGUCGAGUUUGGACUCAUACUGAAUAAGCUUGUCAAAGUAAGCGUUAAACGAGAAACCAUUACUGUUGACACAUGGAUUGUAAUGAGCUGGAACAACACAUUUAUCGGUUGGGAUAAAAAGAAAUAUGGCAAAACGGAGAGGAUUAAUUUUGAACCGUCAGAAAUUUGGUUUCCUGAUAUCGCUCUCAUUAACAAAGUUCCUGGCCCUUUGAUGAUCAGCUAUGUAAUUUGACAUUUGGCUCAAUUACAUACGGAUCUCACCUGCUCAAAAUUGAGAAAUUUCAGACAAAGAGUGACAAAGGAGAAAAUUUCGAGGAAAGCGGAAACUGGCACAUCAACAAAGUGGUUGAAGUUACCCUCGCUGAGGCCAGCUUCGGAAACUGUUGUCCUUACAACUUCAGUCAAAUUACUUAUACAAUAGACAUGGGGCGUCGAUUUGAAUAUCAUCUCUUCUACUUGGUUGCACCAUGCUCUGUUCUUGCGUUCCUGACCAUUUUUAGCUUCUUGAUCCCGCCAGAGAGUGGGGAGAGGAUCGGCUUUGUCACCACACUCCUUCUUGGCAUGAUGGUGUUCUUGCUGAUUGUUCCAGAUUCUCUUCCCGAGUCCUCGCAGUCCAUUCCAGUUUUAGGCUUGCUAAUGAUGUGUACGAUGAUUGUGAUUGGCUUAGCACUCAUGGCCACUAUUUUCGCUUUAAGGUGUUACCACGCCAAAGGAAACCCAUCUCGUUGCUUCCAGUGCUUGAUGAAGCCCUCCAAAAUGAAUAAGACCACCCCUUCUGAAUCCAACCGUCCUAAAGCUUUUGACACUGAAAUAAAGCUUGAAGAAGUAACUGACAAUGAUUCGUUUGGUGAGCAAAUUAAUCGCGAUGAAUCGAGUGUUGAAGACGAUAAUCAUUGGUYACCAAUUUCAGAGAAGAUUGACCAAAUUUUUUUCUGGCUCUUUUUUCUUGUUGUAAUUUUGAUGUACGGUUGUACGUUGGGUGUAUCAAUGUCACAAACCAGAAAUGCAUAGCACCACAUUACAAUAUUUCGACAUUUCGACCAUAUUUGCAAUAAUAAAACCACCAAAAUCUCUCUUAGUACAGAGAAAGUACAGUACUUGCAUGCAGAAAGUCUGAGCGAGCAAGGAAACAGAAUCGYUUUUACUGAAAUAAUUUUUGCACAUUAUAUUUUUWAGAAAUAGUUGGGAAACUGGUAGGGCAUGGUCCUUAUCAAUUAUAAUUCCGCAAGUAAAACAAACGUGUGUGUGUAUCUAUUAGGGUGCUUUCCAUUUAGGCAGAACUGGCCGGCUAGUCCACUCUAUUUAGAGGUAUAUAAUGCUUUUUGUCAUU
Exaiptasia diaphana is the source of this 2481-nucleotide messenger RNA. RefSeq names its product neuronal acetylcholine receptor subunit alpha-5. Gene Ontology annotation, molecular function: transmembrane signaling receptor activity; extracellular ligand-gated monoatomic ion channel activity; neurotransmitter receptor activity. Gene Ontology annotation, cellular component: neuron projection; synapse; membrane. The record is from RefSeq and is a predicted model, not a curated record. Lineage: Eukaryota; Metazoa; Cnidaria; Anthozoa; Actiniaria; Aiptasiidae. Gene Ontology annotation, biological process: nervous system process; monoatomic ion transmembrane transport; signal transduction.